CCGGAAGAGGCGGGGCUUCUGAGCGUGACCUGGAAAUUGCAGUGCGACCCUCGUCCUCUUUAGGUCCGGCCCUCUGGGAAGAUGGCUGCGGUGCAGGGACCUGAAGUUAAAGUGGACGACUGCGAGCCGAAACUGAGCAAAAAGUGGUGGUAAUCAUUAGUUCCAGGGUAAUCUGCCAUGUUGACGCAAGCUGCUGUAAGGCUUGUUAGGGGGUCCCUGCGCCAAACGUCCUGGGCACAGUGGGGGCAGAGGGAGCUGCGCCUGUGUCAACUUGCUCUUUUGACAACGAUUCACAAGGACAAGCCACUUUUUGAUAAAAGAAGUGAGCUAAAGAGACGCCUGAAAGCUGAGAAGAAAAUAGCAGAGAAGGAGGCCAAGCAGAAGGAGCUCAGUGAGAAACAACUAAGCCAGGCCGCUGCUGCUGCCACCAGCCACACUGCUCAUAAUGGUGUGGGUGCGGAGGAGGAGAGCUUGGACCCAAACCAAUACUUCAAAAUCCGCAGCCAAGCAGUCCACCAGCUGAAGGUCAGUGGGGAAGACCCAUACCCACACAAGUUCCACGUCGACAUCUCGCUCACUCACUUUAUCCAAGAAUACAGUCACCUGCAGCCUGGGGAGCACCUGACUGACAUCACCUUAAAGGUGGCAGGUAGGAUCCAUGCCAAAAGAGCUUCUGGGGGAAAGCUCAUCUUCUAUGACCUUCGAGGAGAGGGGGUCAAGUUGCAAGUCAUGGCCAAUUCCAGGAAUUAUAAAUCUGAAGAAGAAUUUAUUCGCAUUAACAACAAACUGCGCCGGGGAGACAUAAUUGGAGUUCAGGGCAAUCCUGGGAAAACCAAGAAGGGCGAGCUGAGCAUCAUUCCCUAUGAAGUCACACUGCUGUCUCCUUGCUUGCAUAUGUUACCUCAUCUUCACUUUGGCCUCAAAGACAAGGAAACACGGUUUCGUCAGAGAUACUUGGACUUGAUCCUGAAUGACUUUGUGAGGCAGAAGUUUAUCAUCCGCUCUAAGAUCAUCACAUACAUAAGACAUUUCUUGGAUGAGUUGGGAUUCCUAGAGAUUGAAACUCCCAUGAUGAACAUCAUCCCAGGGGGAGCUGUGGCCAAGCCUUUUAUCACCUACCACAACGAGCUGGACAUGAAUUUAUAUAUGAGGAUUGCUCCAGAACUCUACCAUAAGAUGCUGGUGGUUGGUGGCAUUGACCGGAUUUAUGAAAUCGGACGCCAGUUCCGGAAUGAAGGAAUUGAUUUGACUCACAAUCCUGAGUUCACCACCUGUGAAUUCUACAUGGCCUAUGCAGACUAUCAUGAUCUCAUGGAAAUCACAGAGAAGAUGAUUUCAGGGAUGGUGAAACACAUUACAGGCAGUUACAAGGUCACCUAUCAUCCAGAUGGCCCAGAGGGCCAAGCCUGUGAGAUUGACUUCACCCCACCCUUCCGGAAAAUCAGCAUGGUCGAAGAGCUGGAGAAAGCCCUGGGCGUGAAGCUGCCAGAAACUAAGCUCUUCGAAACGGAAGAAACUCGCAAAAUUCUAGAUGAUAUCUGUGUGGCAAAAGCUGUUGAAUGCCCUCCACCUCGGACGACAGCCAGGCUCCUUGAUAAGCUUGUUGGGGAGUUCCUGGAAGUGACGUGCAUCAAUCCUACGUUCAUCUGUGAUCACCCGCAGAUAAUGAGUCCUCUGGCCAAAUGGCACCGCUCUAAAGAGGGUCUGACUGAACGCUUUGAGCUAUUUGUCAUGAAAAAGGAAAUAUGCAAUGCCUACACUGAGCUGAAUGACCCUGUGCGACAGCGGCAGCUUUUUGAAGAACAGGCCAAGGCCAAAGCUGCUGGCGAUGAUGAGGCCAUGUUCAUAGAUGAAACCUUCUGCACUGCCCUGGAAUACGGGCUGCCCCCGACAGGUGGCUGGGGCAUGGGCAUUGACCGCGUCACCAUGUUUCUCACAGACUCCAAUAACAUCAAGGAAGUGCUUCUGUUUCCUGCCAUGAAACCCGAAGACAAGAAGGAGAAUGUAGCCACCACUGAUGGACUGGAAAGCACAGCAGCCGGCACUUCUGUCUAGAAAACAAUAACAGCAAGUCGUAUGACUUGGGCAUCUUUGCGUUUGUGCAGAAGAUCAAGGACUGCGAGGGAAUUCCUGUGUGUGUUGCUAUCUGUUUGACUAUCACAUUUCAUGUCAGCCAUCAAAAGAGAGAAGAGGAAUUAAGAAUUCCUUUUUACUCCUUGUUACCAAAUAAACCAUUUGUCUCUA
Molecule: messenger RNA, 2244 nt
Organism: Lagenorhynchus albirostris (white-beaked dolphin)
Lineage: Eukaryota; Metazoa; Chordata; Mammalia; Artiodactyla; Delphinidae
Gene: KARS1
Product: lysyl-tRNA synthetase 1
Exons: 15
Coding region: 178-2055 (625 amino acids)
Biological process (GO): lysyl-tRNA aminoacylation; positive regulation of macrophage activation; basophil activation involved in immune response
Cellular component (GO): cytoplasm; nucleus; mitochondrion
Molecular function (GO): tRNA binding; ATP binding; lysine-tRNA ligase activity
Source: RefSeq, a predicted model, not a curated record